UUGUUAGUACGUCACGCUAGGCGUGGCUUAUGUAUUUGUAUUCGUAAAACGUGGAAAUAUUUUUACCUGGCCACGCUACGGGAAUUUUGUCAUUAAUGAAUUCUUUAUUUAAAAAGUCUAGUAUAGACAUGGUGAUUGCCUUCAUGUAAAAAGUCAGCGUCUAAUGCGGCCUUCAAACCUUUUUGGAGACGCUUGAACGCUAAAAGGUCAAAAUGGCAAGAAUAUCGUCAUACUUCUGUAAGGAGUUGGAAUGGGCUUGUGACAAGUGUGAGCGAUGUGGAAGACUGUGUAAGAAAGGUGAGAACUCUAAGUUCGUUCCUCAUCUGUGCACAUCUCGCACGUGUAGCUGGAAUCCACGUGACACCAUGUUGCAAGAUGUUGACAUUAACCCUUUAACUGGCCAAGUUGCCGACCAUUCAGUAAGGUGUCCAGCACACAUAUGUCCAUACCGCCAUUACAGUUGGCAUGUUGCUGAAAUCACGACACCGGCAAUUGGAACAGAACCGCCUGCACCCGAUAUACGAACCUGUGUAUGUCAGCCUAAAUCUGACAAGCCUAUCAAUUUGUCCAUUCAUCAUGACAGCAUUUUCGAUGACGUUGCAACUACCCGGGCGCCCAACUACUUAGUACACCCAGACUGGCUAUCAGAAAAGGUCAACCCACCAAAGAUCUGCCCCUUGAAAAGACCCCCUUGGCCCUGGGAGCAGCCGAGACACAGGAUGAACCUACAGGAACCGAUCACCUACGUGCUCCCAGAAGACGAAAAAAGAAAAGACAAAGAAAAAUGCAUGCCCUACCAUCGCCCCUGCAUAUAUCCACAAGAAACGUGCCAUAACCUCAAAAAUCAAUAUCAAAUGCAUUACUGAACUGUUAUCAUGGCAGGUCAGGUCAGGUCAGGUCAUGCAGAACAAGUUGUUGUAGCACACGCCUGUCAUAGGCGCAGGUGUCGACUUUCGCCUGCUCCUCCGUCCAGGACAGGAUGGUCUGUUAUGAACUUGGUGGUCAUUUUAAAAGAUCCAGAUGGCUAGCUGCAAUAGCUAACGUUUGGUCACUAAGGUAUUGGUUCUUUUGUCCUGCAUGCACCCGAAUUUGCCUGUUAUGUUAAACACGCGGAACCGUCAUGAUAUUGCACGUUAAUGAAAGGUAACUUUUUCAAUAAAAGGCUUGGUCUUGUUGUGUUUGUAUGUAGCUCACUAUAUCGAGUAUCCUUCGUUUGUGUUAACUGGUUAGAAGGGUGCAGACGCCUUAAGUAAUGUGUCAAGGUGUUAAUAGUGAUAUACUUCGUAUUUUCACUUGAUUUUAUUGUAUGUGAAGCUCGUUGACAAAUAUUGUGUUGUAUUUAUAUUUAUAAAAGAUAGUUUUUUGUUGUAUGAAAAUCUUAUAAUAGGGCUUUUUGUUUUAAAAAAUAUAUUCUAAGCCUAAGUUGGUGGAUUUAUAAAUAUUGUUUGGUCCUGGAUUACCUUGUUGGUUUUAAUUUUUGAAACAAAUCUUGCAUGUUAAAUUCGUAUUUCUUCAAAACGCAGACGUAGGCUACCAUGAUAUACAUGUCUUGAUCUCGCAUCAACAAUAGGUUUAUGUAUCUGUCCUUAACUAAAUUAUAUCCCAAUAUACUUUAACCUGUGUUUUUAAAAAACAUUAUGUGCAGAACUUAAACGAAUGAAGAAAAAGGUUGAGUUAGGGUUUGUUUUUGUUUUUUUUUUUGUUUUUUUUGGGGGGGGAGGGGGGGGGGGGUUUCGGGUUUGGGUUUGUUUUUUUUGUGGGGGUUUUUUUUUGGGGGGGGGUUCUAUUUAGCUUUAUCAGUCGAUGUUUAGCAGACUUACGCUUUUUAAAAAAAUCCAGAGAAGUUUAAAAUCACACUUUUCAAAAUGUCGAGUAGAGGUAAGAAGCACUCCUCUAAAUAAUUGGGGAGGAAUCGCACUCUAAACAUGACAUUGAUUUAUAACCUAUGUAAUUUCUUAUAUUUAAUGUCAUGUUUUCAAAACACACUAAGAAAAAAAUGGUUUUGGCGCAAAUGGAGUUAUUGGUUUCAGUGUAAUGGCGUCAUAUUGGGCACCCCUCAGAUUACAUAUUCGUGGGUGGAGUGGGGGCAAUCACACUCUCGACUCUGAAAAACGAAGGUCUGCUCUAGUCUGUCUGCAGAUCCUCUACCACAAGAAGUUUGGAACUCUCUUGUUAACGUAAUACCGUGGUAACACCAAAUCUGUUGUUCUUUGAAGUCGAUUAUUAUUGCUAUUAAACCUUUUGUGAAUCAUGAACUUAAACAACAUUAAUUGACGUAAAAUGAUGCUAUAUAUUAUCUUUUUAUGUCAAUAUAUAUGUAUUAUUAUUAUGCAGUAUUUAACAAUAUAAAAUAUCAUGCCAGUUACUUAAUUGUCACUGUUAGUUUUAGGCCACUAACGACAUGGUAUAUCAGUAGCAUGUCAUAAUUUUUAUAAAGUACUUUUGGUCAUAUGUUUGUUCUAUGUACAUUUUUAAUAAAUGAUGUCCAUAGA
Molecule: messenger RNA, 2492 nt
Organism: Gigantopelta aegis
Lineage: Eukaryota; Metazoa; Mollusca; Gastropoda; Neomphalida; Peltospiridae
Exons: 5
Coding region: 213-866 (217 amino acids)
Source: RefSeq, a predicted model, not a curated record